Drosophila grimshawi is the source of this 2039-nucleotide messenger RNA. RefSeq names its product calcium uptake protein 1 homolog, mitochondrial (gene MICU1). Gene Ontology annotation, cellular component: uniplex complex. The record is from RefSeq and is a predicted model, not a curated record. Lineage: Eukaryota; Metazoa; Arthropoda; Insecta; Diptera; Drosophilidae. Gene Ontology annotation, molecular function: calcium ion binding. Gene Ontology annotation, biological process: mitochondrial calcium ion homeostasis; calcium import into the mitochondrion.
AGGUGCAAAUCGCAAUAAACUCACAUAAAAACAUUGAAAAAAUGUCUGUACUGCGUUUUCUGGUAACGCGACAGGCUCUGGCGGCGCUAGCAAGGCGUCCGACCUUGACACCGCUGCAGAACUGUCGCCCAAUUACAUCGUUGGUCAGCAACACAGGCUGCAAAGCAAUAAUAGCAACAACAACAACAACAGCUGGUGCUGCAUGCCAAACGCAAUUGCAACAGACGCGUGGACACAAGAAAUUUGGCCAUGGCGAGGAGAAGACUCCUCGGGUGACGAAAUAUUUCCAUCUUCUGGUGCUCAGUUUGUUGAUCUCGGUGCUGGACUGGGGCAAAGUGAAACGCUUGCUGGUGCCCAAAGUGGAUGCCGAUGCGGGUCAGCGUCCAUCCAAUGCGGCCGGCGUAAAUGGCGAGAGUAGCGACGACACCGAUACCGAUGACGACGAAGAUGAUGGUGCGUCCAUCAAUCUGCACGAUGGCAAAAAGAUCAAGGAAAAAGUUGGUUUUCGCGAGCGCAAGAUCAUUGAGUAUGAGAAUCGCAUAAGGCAAUUCUCGACGCCAGAUAAAGUAUUUCGCUACUUUGCCACCAUCCAAGUGCCGGUGGCCGACGAUCGCCAUGAGGUCUACAUGACACCAACCGAUUUUUUGACUAGCAUGACGCCAGGCAUGAAACAACCAGAUGGUUUGGGGCUGGAUCAAUAUCGUCGCUACGAUCCCAAGUCCGUUGGGGAUCAGUUAAAUUUGCAAUUGGAGAAGAACAGCAUAUUUUAUAAGCUGGGCUCCUAUGGUUUAAUAACGUUCUCCGAUUACAUUUUUCUGCUCACCGUGCUUUCCAUCUCACGGCGACACUUUGAGAUUGCAUUUCGCAUGUUCGAUUUGAAUGGGGAUGGCGAUGUGGAUUGCGAGGAGUUUGAAAUGGUGGCGACUCUAGUGAGGCAACAGACCAGCAUGGGCACCAGGCAUCGAGAUCACGCAAACACAGGCAACACCUUCAAGGGCGUUAACUCGGCCUUGAUAACGUAUUUCUUUGGGCCAAACAUGGAUGAGAAGCUGACGAUCGAAAAGUUCUUAGACUUUCAGGAGCAACUGCAGCGUGAAAUACUUUCUCUCGAGUUCGAGCGCAAGGAGCCCAACGAGGAGGGCAAAAUAACCGAGGCGGACUUUGCCGAGCUGUUGCUCGCCUAUGCCGGCUAUCCGCCCAAGAAGAAGCAAAAGAAACUGAAGCGAGUCAAGCGACGCUUUCGCGACCAUGGCACUGGCAUAUCCGAGCAGGAUUACCUCGACUUCUUCCACUUUCUGAACAACAUCAAUGACGUGGACACGGCGCUGACUUUCUAUCAUAUUGCGGGCGCCUCAAUUGAUCAGCAGACACUGCAGCAUGUGGCCAAAACGGUGGCCAUGGUCAACCUGUCCGAUCACGUUGUCGAUGUCGUCUUCACCAUAUUCGACGAGAACAACGACAAUCAGCUGAGCAACAAGGAAUUCAUUUCGGUCAUGAAAAAUCGCGUGCAACGAGGUCUGGAAAAGCCCAAGGAUACAGGCUUCCUGAAAAUGAUGCGUUCGGUGUUCAAGUGUGCCAAGGAAACAAAACCCGUUCUAUUGGACAUCUAGUAAACUGUCAGCUGACUUCUUAUCAUGGAUCCUCGCCUAUCGAGUGCUCAAAGCGCACUUCUCAGUCAUUUUUCUUAAGCUUGCUUUCUUUUUACGUUUUUAUGUUUAGUUCAAUUUGUACUUAAAAACACUUUAGAGCAAUUGAAAAAAAAUAACAAUCUUUUGGGGUAGUCAACUGUGCAAUCUAUUAAUGAAAUUGAAUACUUUCCCUAUUUUCUAAAGACUAUUUUUUUACCAUGAUUUAACUGCAAUUAUAUAAACUUUAAAAUUUUUUAAAUUUGACGGGUUUUAUAAGAGAUUUUAGAUUUACUACCCUAAAUGUUGUCUUUAUAAUAUAUAAUUCUUGUAUAUUUGAACGAAUUUUCUAAUAUCUGUUUUGCUCCUAAUGCGUUUAUAAAAUAUAUGAUAAUAUUUAUGAUAUAUCCUUAA